AUGGAUACCGAUCACCCAGGCUACAACCAUUUUGGAGCGCCAAUCCCUGAGGAUGAAUCGAAAUAUGACGAUACGGGAAAGCCAGUUACUGACUAUAUUCCAAGCUACAUCUCGAGUAAACCCUGGUAUUACGAGGAAGACGCCCUCAAGGUCGACUCGAACCUGCGCAGGAAACGAGCGGCGGAGCCUGCAUCUGUGGACAAACUGCGACAUCAGCGGCUUGACCCUGACGCAGAGUUUGUACCAAACAGCGAGCCUCGAAAGGGCUCUGGGAUCGAGGACAAAUACGAUUUUGUGACUGAGGAAAUCCAAAGACGACGGAAGCUGCUCAGAAAGGGAGGCUGCGAGAACUGCGGCAGCACCAAGCACUCGAAAAAAGACUGUCUGGAGAAACCGCGUAAAAUCAGCUUCAAAUACCGCAAAGAAGAGCCCAAAAUCUCGUCUGGAGAGGUGCUUCGUGUUAAGAAAGACGCUCAAGAUUGGGAAACCAAACGAGAUCGAUGGCACGGCUUCAAUAACGAGGAAGACUACGAAGAGCAUCUUAAGACAAUGCGCGAAAUCGAGCACAAACGGAUCAAGCAAACGGCUGAGGAGGACCAUGAGUAUGACGAGGACGAGCUGGCAGAGAUGCAAGAGUUGGGCAUUGCCGAAGCUGUGGCUAAUUCCAAGACCAUGACCGCUAGCGGUACAAAUAUUCCAACCAGAGCUUUGGAUGAAAAGGCCAAAUAUCUGGAGGGUGUUGGCAUCACGGAGCAGGAGGAGCAAAUUGAAAAGGCAACCAUAGAAGACAACAAAUCGAAGUUUCUUAACGAAGAAGGCGAAUUCGUUCGACAGGAAUCUGGCGAAGCUGAGGAGUUUGAAAAGCAGAAACGAUUUGCAAACACAAAGCAGAACAAAGACGGUGGGAGAUUCGUACUAGGAGAGCCAUUGACUGGCCAGAAUUUGGCGUCUGAAGCGUCGCCAACUGCAGAAGCGCAGGAUAUGAAUGACAAGGAAAAAGAGAAGGAACUGAUUAGAGAAACAAAGAGGAGACAGCUGCUGGAGAAGUAUGGAGCAUUGUGAUUCGUCCGGGUAACACUGUUUUUUUUUGGUGAAUAAAAAAAAAAGGAGGGACAAACAACAGCAUUUAAACAUAGGCAAUAAAGAUGCAACAAGAGAAUCCAGGGGCUCCAAGCUCUGAGGAGACUCGAAGAGACCAGGAAGUCGCAUUGAAGGCGAUUCGCACAUUUCUCCAGAGCAAGAAUUCAUUCGACGUUCUUCCGGUGUCAUACCGACUGAUUGUUUUCGAGACUUCGUUGCUGGUUAAGCGGGCACUAAACAUCUUGCUACAAAACAGCAUUGUCUCCGCUCCACUAUGGAAUAGCAAGACCUCCAAGUUUGCUGGAUUGCUCACUUCCACAGAUUUCAUCAACGUCAUCCAGUAUUACUCUCAAAACCCAGACCAGUUUCAGUUUGUGGAUAACUUGACACUCGAUGGCUUGCGAGACGUAGAGAAGAAAUUAAAUGUUUCGCAACUGGAAACUAUCUCCAUCCACCCAUUCAAAUCGCUGUAUGAAGCAUGUGUGAAGAUGAUUGAGAGCUCUGCAAGACGGAUACCCUUGAUUGAUAAGGACGAGAAGACAAAUAGGGAGAUUGUUGUGUCUGUGCUUACGCAAUACCGGAUCCUUAAAUUUGUCAGUAUGAAUUGCAAGGAGGCCCAUAUGCUGCUGCAACCGCUAAGCGAGCUCAACAUCGGAACAACCCAGAACCUGUCGGCCGUUCGAAUGGAGACGCCUGUGAUGGACGUCAUCCAUAUGCUGAUUUCGAACUCUGUGAGCUCGGUUCCAAUCGUUGACGAGCAAAAUAAGCUGGUGAAUGUUUACGAGGCCGUAGACGUUCUUUCACUAAUCAAAGGUGGGAUGUACGCAGAUCUGUCGCUGAGCGUGGGCGAGGCACUCAUGAAACGAUCUGACGAUUUCGAAGGAGUGUACACCUGCACGCUGAAGGACAACCUGUGUGUGAUUCUAGAGACAAUACGCAAGUCUCGUCUUCACCGUCUGUUCCUCGUGGACGAUGAAGGCCGCUUGGUGGGGGUGCUUACCUUGAGCGACAUCCUUAAGUACAUUUUGUUUGCAUGAAAACGCUGAUUUUUUUGCUCUGCACAGCCCUAAACCUGAUAAGUAUCUACCUGAAAAAUGGAGCAAAG
Molecule: messenger RNA, 2185 nt
Organism: Ogataea polymorpha
Lineage: Eukaryota; Fungi; Ascomycota; Pichiomycetes; Pichiales; Pichiaceae
Exons: 1
Coding region: 1-1062 (353 amino acids)
Biological process (GO): mRNA splicing, via spliceosome
Cellular component (GO): spliceosomal complex
Molecular function (GO): pre-mRNA 3'-splice site binding
Source: RefSeq, a predicted model, not a curated record